GGGGGGGGGGUUGGAGCCGCAAGCUCCCCCCUCCCCUCGCGUUUUUGGGGGCUCGCGCAGCUGAUUUCGCAUGCGCAUCCCCUCUGAUGGUGGAGGCUCUCACACGUGUGUCGCCCGCGACCAAUGGGAGCGCGCGGCGCCUUCAAAACACGCGGCCCGGUGUUGGCGGGGAGGAGCGCCGCCGCCGCCGAUGCAGUCGCACGGCCGCUAUUGGGUCGCGCGCGCGCCCGCAACAGUAGCAGCAACAGUAGCAGCAACAGCAGUCGCACGCGCAGCAGCAGCGGCGGCAGCGGCGGUAGCAGCAAGAGGAGCAGCAGCAGCAAGAGGAGCAGCAGCAGCAGCCGCGCCGCGCUGGGCAGCUCGGCUGUCAUGAUGUCCGCGUCAAAGGGAAGCCAGGGCCGCUACUUCGUGGACUCCCUGGUGAGGCACGACGGCGAGGAGCUGAUGGCGCCGCUUCACGACGCCGGCGCCCCCUUCCAGCUGCCCAAGCCCGCGGCGGGGCUGAGCGCGGAGUACCCCGCGUGCAGCUUCCAGCCCAAGCCCGCCAUGUACCAGGCGUCGUGGCCGCACCAUCACGUGCACACGCAGCUCAACGUUUACGCGUCGCCGACGGCGGUAGCGCCCGAGAGCGCGUACGCGCGCUCGUGGCUCGAGUCGCUCGCCGGCGUUGGGGUCGGGGUGGGUGGCUCGCACGCGGCCUUCCCCCUGGCGGGCAGGCAGUGCGACGUGGCCCCGAUGGGCGGCGAGGGGCCCGGCCUGGGCAGGUUUGACGCGGAGCCCAUCCUGUACCGCGGCUUCGCUCCCGAGGCGCCGCUCGACGGAAGGGGCGUCGGAGGGGACCCGUGCACCGACACGAAACUGGGACCACUCGACUCCAGUGCGGAAGAGAAACGUCAAUUGGAAGCAAGCGACCCCUCGGUGAACUGGCUGCACGCGCGCGCUGGGCGCAAGAAGCGCUGCCCCUACUCCAAGCAGCAGACGCUGGAGCUGGAGAAGGAGUUCCUCUUCAACAUGUACCUGACGCGGGACCGGCGCUACGAGGUGGCGCGCGGUCUCAACCUCACCGAGAGGCAAGUCAAAAUCUGGUUCCAGAACCGGCGCAUGAAGCUGAAAAAGAUGAAGAAAGAGAAGAGCGAGGAUCAGGGCUGACGUCUCGUUCUCUACCCCCCCCACCACCCCACCUUUCUUAACCCCCCCCCCCCCAACUCGCCUCCCUCCACCACCGCCGGCCAUACUACCGCACUCUCGCCCCGCAUUGCGAGGGGGGCUGGGUUGGGGGUAACCCCGGCACAAGACCACAAAAAAUGACAAUAUCCACCCCCACCAAGCACCCCUCCCUCCCUCCCCCCGGUAUUGUUCUCGGCGCUGACAACACUGCAGCGGGGAAGUGCGGGGGACGUCUUGCUGCGUGAGCCGAGCGCUCGGAACAACGCGGUUCCUCGUUUGGUCGGGGCAGGAAGAGGCACCCUCGCCUCGCUCUGUCUAAAAACAAAUGUGAUGGAAAAAAAAACAGCAACAACAACAAAUCCGCUACAAAUUGGCCGCGAGCACAGCAAUUUAUUUCGUGACGUUUUCGUCGAGUUGGCUACGGACUUGACCACGUGUGUGUGUGUGCUCGCGCGUGGGUCUGUACGUGUGUACGUAUAGUCAGCAAUAUUGCAUGUAGAAUUAUAUACACACACACAUCGUAGACGUCCGGCGAAUCGCGACUACUACUAUUGUUAUUAUUUUCUGUGUAAAACUUGAAACGCGAGCACAUGUUCCAUUUGGACAGGUAUUUUAUUAAGAGGAGGGGCGGGGGUUGGGGUGACCACCUCUCGAUUGUUACACGGGGAGCGAGGGUCCGUGACGACCUGGCCGGGCCGAGCGAUUGCCAUCAUCACCACCGCCGCCACCAUAACCGCCGCCACCACCACCGCCUCAUCACCAACGCCACCACCACCGCGCUUUUAGACAAUAACGCAAUAAUUUCCACCGCCAAAUUUUCGUUGUUGUAGUUGUU
This is a messenger RNA of Petromyzon marinus (sea lamprey), 2002 nucleotides long. RefSeq names its product homeobox protein Hox-C9. Gene Ontology annotation, cellular component: nucleus. The record is from RefSeq and is a predicted model, not a curated record. Gene Ontology annotation, biological process: proximal/distal pattern formation; DNA-templated transcription; regulation of transcription by RNA polymerase II. Gene Ontology annotation, molecular function: DNA-binding transcription factor activity, RNA polymerase II-specific; RNA polymerase II cis-regulatory region sequence-specific DNA binding. NCBI's taxonomy places the organism in Eukaryota, Metazoa, Chordata, Hyperoartia, Petromyzontiformes, Petromyzontidae.